Molecule: messenger RNA, 901 nt
Organism: Suillus paluster
Lineage: Eukaryota; Fungi; Basidiomycota; Agaricomycetes; Boletales; Suillaceae
Product: ERV/ALR sulfhydryl oxidase domain-containing protein
Exons: 3
Coding region: 119-712 (197 amino acids)
Cellular component (GO): mitochondrion
Molecular function (GO): flavin-dependent sulfhydryl oxidase activity; flavin adenine dinucleotide binding
Source: RefSeq, a predicted model, not a curated record
CCUGUUGGACCUACAUAUGCUUGUACGACGCGUUACGGCUGAUAGUUCAACAAGUUCGAAACUGCUCCCCUUACCCUGGGCCAAUAUCGUCCAGCGUUUUUAAGCGUAUCUUGUUCCGAUGGGGGAUCAAUCAUCUGAACGCCCGGUAUUACCAGACCCAACGACACCCAAGCCUUCAUUACCGCCAGGUAUGGUGCUUGGUCCGGAUGGAAAACCCUGCAAAAUAUGUACUGCGUUUCGUAAUUGGAGGCCCACCGCUUCAGGCACUGCUAGUUCGAGCAAGAAGUCCACUGCAGCAAUGAUGGCUGCUUUCGCAUCCGGAACAGGCUUCCAACCCCCCAAUUCCAAGCCAGAAAAUGCAACACUGCCUCCACACUGCCCGCCAGAUGUCGAAGCCCUUGGACGUGCGACGUGGUCAUUUUUGCAUGCGGCGGCGGCAUACUACCCGGCACGGCCCACUCCCCACCAACGUGCAAAUAUGCUCAAUCUCAUUCACGCGAUGCCCGUCCUGUAUCCAUGCACUCACUGCGCGGCAGACUUUGGCGAUAAAAUAAAGGAACAUCCCCCAGACGUGAGCAAUCGGGAGAGGUUGAGCAGGUGGUUCUGUGAGCGACAUAACGAGGUGAACGGGAAGCUGGGCAAAGAAAUGUUUGAUUGUGCAAAGGUUGAUGAGAGGUGGAAGGACGGUCCACCUGACGGCAGCUGCGACUAAGCUCCAGCUGCAGCGUGUUCGCGGAGAAAUUCGAUUGUUCCCUUGAAAGAUCACUACUCGACAAGGCGGCUAGGCAGUACUCAUGUGUUUCAAAGCCGUUACACAGCCGCACCGACAUAAAUGGUAUAUCAUGCACGCCGUGGGCGAUGGGGAACUUGAUCUUAUGAACACGCGUAGACCUCACGCACU